Branchiostoma floridae (Florida lancelet) is the source of this 1200-nucleotide messenger RNA. Its product is annotated as doublesex- and mab-3-related transcription factor 1-like. Gene Ontology annotation, biological process: sex differentiation; regulation of transcription by RNA polymerase II. Bases 1 to 1200 code for a protein of 399 amino acids. The transcript has 2 exons. The record is from RefSeq and is a predicted model, not a curated record. Gene Ontology annotation, molecular function: RNA polymerase II cis-regulatory region sequence-specific DNA binding; DNA-binding transcription factor activity, RNA polymerase II-specific. NCBI's taxonomy places the organism in Eukaryota, Metazoa, Chordata, Leptocardii, Amphioxiformes, Branchiostomatidae. Gene Ontology annotation, cellular component: nucleus.
AUGGAGAGGAAAGAAUACCAGUGCAAGAAGUGCCGUUUACACGGUGUGGACGUGCCCCUCAAGGGCCACAAGGGAACUUGCCCCUGGGAAGAGUGCUUCUGCGACAAGUGCCAGCAGGUCAGCAGCUAUAGGAGACAACAUAUGCUGGACGGUCGGAGGAACGGUAGUGAAAACGAGCUGACAGCCGCCGACGUAAUUGGCAUCGCCAAUCGUCACAGGAAAGUCCCCGAGACUCUCAGCGCAACAAAGAGGGUCGCCCAGAAGCAGCAGGCAAGGGGCGUGAGGAAUGAACCGAUGUAUGCGAUAAUGAACCGGUCCAUGGUGGAGUUGGCAGGAACGACACCGACCGGCAACCCAGUCCACCACUUGCGGAACGCGAUGUCGGACUUUACUGCGACCAAACAGGCGACGUCCAAGACCAAGGGGGCGGGGAGUAAGUACACCUACACCUCGACGGAGAUGUACAAGGGGUAUCCUCCCCGCCAGGCAGACGACGGCGCGGGUCCCAGCAGCAGGAGUCAUCCUUGGGAGGAUGACUACCGCAGUCCAAGCUCAUCUUGCGCCCCAACCUCAGCUCGCGCCCCGACCUCAGCUCGCGCCCCUACCUCAGCUCGCGCCCCGACCUCAGCUCGCGCCCCGACCUCAGCUCGCGCCCCGACCUCAGCUCGCGCCCCGACCUCAGCUCGCGCCCCGACCUCAGCUCGCGCCCCGACCUCAGCUCGCGCCCCGACCUCAGCUCGCGCCCCGACCUCAGCUCGCGCCCCGACCUCAGCUGACGUCGAAAACGAUGUCAGAACGCUGAUGGAAUUGUUUCCGGGCGCCCAGGACAGUCUGGGCCAGAACGCCCUGAUGGACAUCAGGGCCGGCUCCGACACCAUGGAGAGUGCCGUGGAUCGCAUUAUUAGUAUUCUACAACCGAAUACACCCUCGCCGGAGCGCAAGUGCCCAUCCAGAGUGUCGAAGCUGACCACCAUGUUCCCUCAGGUUUCCAAGGUUCUGCUUAGGAAGAUCAGCCAGCAGGCUGAGAACACCCCGGCGGCAGAAGAGACCGUCAGGCGGCUGUUCACCUCACCCCAGGGCAGGGACGCGGAGAUUCGGCCGACGCCAUCCUGCCACAACACACCGCGAGUCAAGCGGAGGAAGCUUUUCGGAAGGAAGGAAACCGAACCCCAAAGUCUGACCAUCCGGCGGGGAUCCUAA